AUGAUGAACCACGCUCGAGUCAAGGCCCUCAAGGGAAACGGAAAAACCGUCUCGAAGAAAGCCAUCAAGUCCGGCCGUGCAUCAGGAAGCAGCACACCGCGAGGCUCUCCUCUGCCUUCGCUAUUGGCGUCGCCCACUCAUUCCGCUGCCCACAGCCGCGUCACGUCUGAUGUCAGCGACGACGACGGCGAUUUUGAAUUGGAUGACAUGGCGUCAAGCGUCUACUCUGGCGGAUCCCACGACGAAACGCCCGAAGAGCCCGAUACUCUCGUUUUCGACACCAGGGCUCUCAUAGAAGGCCUUCGGGACCGAAAGCACAACAACAGCGAGAUGCGAGAAUAUUUCCUCGGCGUCUACAUCAAGACGAUUCGGAACCACUAUACCGCCGACACCCAUCUCUGGCUAGAUGAUGCCGCAGGCGAACUGGCAGAGCUUUUCCUCCACGACUCAAAUCGUGCGGCAACGGCCAAGGAGCGACUACUAAGUCUGCACGCCUUUUGCCUCACAAUUGGAACGGUCGGAUCCCUAGAGAUUUUUGAUGGCGCACAAAAGAUUCUCAAACAAAUAAUGGCAGACGAUGAUGACGAUGAUUGCCGUGUCUAUGCGAUAUAUGCGCUCUGUAUGACGGUGCUCUACGCCGGUGGCCUAGAAGAGGCUGCUCUGGAAGUCAUGGAGUUCUUUGUCGAGAUCGUGCGGACAGAUGGAGAGCACAUCGAGGCCCAUGACAACGCCGUCAUCGUCGCGGCCGCUCUGCAAGGCUGGUGCUUUGUUGCCAGCCAUGUGUCUGACUUUUCCGACUUUGCCGACAUGGCCAUGGAUGCAUUUGUGGAUCAGCUUGAUAGUGAUGACGUGGAGAUUCAGUCCAAUGCUGGUGGAUGCAUUGCCCUCAUCUUUGAGGCGUCAAGAAAUCACGUCGAAGAAACCGGCGAGCCGUUCCAGCUCCAGUAUGAUCCGCAAAGACUGGCUGGUCGAAUGAGCGAACUGGCCAAGCUAAGUGCCAAGUCGGUUUCGAGAAAGCAUCGUCGCAGUCUGCGAGAGAACUUGAUCAGCGUUGUGACCUCUCUCGAGAGAGGCGUUGGUCCUUUCUACUCUACGGCCCUGUACGUUCCCGAAAAGGGUGAGCAUGUGCCCGUCUUGCAGCGCACCGAUGAUGGACAAGCAGAGUAUGGUUAUCGAUGCAAGCUGAGGCUAGGUAACCACGUUGCCAAGAUUGAUACUUGGUCACUCUACUUCAGAUCAAACCUCAUGAGGAUUAUUUUCAAGGCCGGGCUGCAGAAUCAUGUUUUCAUCAACCCGGUUGUUGUAGAAUGCUUGGAGGAUGCACAUUUUAUACAAGACUACUCACCACUCCAGAAAACGCCAAAAGGUCGGAAGAAGUAGGUAGUUGCAUUGGCAGCAGGGGUUGCCUUUUCAGAAUGUCUCUUAUUCGCUGCUUCUGCUUAAUGCCCUGUCACCGCAGAUGGGCUACUCUCUUUCUCCCCCCCUCUAUCUUUCUCUAGCUCCCUACUAUCAUUUUCUGACCUGUUUUCUUUUCUCUCUCCACUUUUGAAUAUGGGCUACGUAGCGGACCAGCUGUUAGAAUGGGAAUGGUGAAUAUCCAAAACGCCUCGGAGCCCUCAUUGUUCUGUUGUAGACAUAGUGAUGAUCGGCGAUGACGAGAUGAAAUGGGCUAGGUCUUUUGUCAAUGUUUUAAAGCUGUAUAGCAAUAAAUGAGCUUGAAAAUACUUUACAAUACUCUAAUUAGAUAUUUCAAUCAUAUGAGAUACGAUGC
This is a messenger RNA of Trichoderma virens Gv29-8, 1771 nucleotides long. RefSeq lists its product as uncharacterized. The record is from RefSeq and is a predicted model, not a curated record. Lineage: Eukaryota; Fungi; Ascomycota; Sordariomycetes; Hypocreales; Hypocreaceae. The coding region runs from base 1 to 1380 and encodes 459 amino acids. The transcript has a single exon.